This is a messenger RNA of Fraxinus pennsylvanica, 636 nucleotides long. NCBI's taxonomy places the organism in Eukaryota, Viridiplantae, Streptophyta, Magnoliopsida, Lamiales, Oleaceae. The record is from the annotation of a GenBank genome assembly.
AUGUCGUACGCUUAUUUAUUCAAGUACAUUAUCAUCGGAGACACAGGUGUUGGGAAAUCUUGUCUUCUUCUGCAGUUCACUGACAAACGCUUUCAGCCAGUCCACGACUUGACCAUUGGCGUUGAGUUUGGGGCUAGAAUGAUCACAAUUGACAACAAACCAAUAAAGUUACAGAUUUGGGACACGGCGGGCCAAGAAUCAUUCAGGUCUAUUACGAGGUCUUACUACAGAGGUGCUGCUGGGGCACUUUUAGUUUAUGAUAUCACAAGGAGGGAAACUUUUAACCACCUUGCUAGUUGGUUGGAAGAUGCGAGGCAGCAUGCAAAUGCAAACAUGUCCAUAAUGCUGAUAGGAAACAAAUGUGAUCUGGCUCACAGAAGAGCUGUAAGCACAGAAGAGGGCGAGCAGUUUGCCAGGGAACAUGGCUUGAUAUUCAUGGAAGCCUCCGCCAAAACAGCUCAGAAUGUUGAAGAGGCGUUUAUAAAAACAGCCUCAACUAUCUACAAGAAAAUUCAAGAUGGGGUUUUUGAUGUAUCAAAUGAGUCUUAUGGAAUCAAAGUUGGAUAUGGGGGAGUUCCAGGACCUUCAGCAGGAAGAGAGGGAGUGCCGUCUCAAGGAGGAGCAUGUUGCAGUUGA